UCGUUGAAAUUUUUUCACUAUUUCUCUCUCUCUCCGAGCUAAUUUAAUUUCUCUCUCUAAAAUCGCAUUUCGGAUUCGAACCCUAACUCUUUUUUCCCCAAAAAAUUUGACACUCUUCAUGGAUCGUUUUUUCAAGCUCCAUUUCAAAGGCUUCUCUAUGUCACUGAUAAGGUUGAGUUUUGAAACAUGGCUAUUGGGGUCAAUGUUUAAAUGUUAAAGAAGAGGCACUAAUUUUCUUCUCACAAAGCUUUAGCCGUUGUGUUUUUGGCUUUGGAUUAUCUAUGCCUGGCAACGAAGUUGGAGAUAGGAUCCAUAAUUUCCUUGGAGGAGAGAGUUUGUCUCAGGGCCAGCAUCACUCACACGUCUUUGAUGGUACCUGGUCUGGCUUAAAUAACAAUCAGUGGGUUGGAAGCCAGAGACAAGUUGGCGGACCUCUUGUUUCCGGUUUGAAGAAUUUCAGUUUACAUCAAUUAGCUGAUGCUGACAGAGGACAAAGUGGUCAGUCUUCAAGCCUGCAGCAUGGCCUGAACUUUACACAGUCAGGUCUGAGGCCUGAAGGUGUCAGAAGUCAAUCUCAAAAUCAAUCAUCAAAUGUAAAUGGCUAUAUGCAAGGGCAUCAGGCUUUCCAGACAAGGCAGAAUGAAACCAACUUUUUGGGAGUGGAUACAGCAUCUCGGGGCCCUGAUCUUCAUAAGAAAAAUCCAAUGAGAUUGGACGCUGCUGAAUCGCCAGUAAAUUAUGAUUUUUUGGGCGGGCAACAGCAAAUUAAUGGACAGCAUCAUGGCAUGAUCCAGCCUUUGCCGAGGCAACAAGCAGAGAGGACUGACAUGCAGCUGUUACAGCAACAUGCCAUGCUUAAGAAAAUGCAAGAAUUACAGAGGCAGCAACUUCCAAACUCACAGUUUCAGCAACCAGAAGCAAGGCAGUUGAGUUCUGUGAAUCAGGUUUCCUCUGUUGUAAAACAGGGAUCAGAUAGUGUUUUUCUUGCUCCAAUAAAUGGUGUUCCUGUCCAUAAUGCUUCGAAUUAUUCGUGGCAGACAGAGAACGUGAACGUAAAUGUAAAUGCAAAUUGGCUGCAGGAUGGUGCCACUCCAGCCAUGCAAGGAUCCUCUAGUGGAUUUUUGUUUUCCCCUGAGCAAGGCCAGGUGCAUUUGAUGGGUUUGGUUCCUCGACAGGUUGAUCAGUCAUUUUAUGGGAUCUCUACUAGUGGUCCAAUAGUAGAUCAAUAUCAAUAUUCUUCUGUCCAAAUGGAUGAGCCUUUAAUGCAGCAGGUGCAAGCCAGAAGUAAUUCCUUUCCAGGUAAUCAGUAUGCUAUGUUCCAAGAUCAAGUUAGCUUGCAAGAUGGGUCUUUGGUUUCUGGACAGGGCGACCAGGGUAAAAAUGUCUUUGGUGCUGCAGCUGGUCAAGGUUUAAAUAAUGGAUUUCUUUCAGAAAAUUUGCAGCAAACGACUAUCCUACCCAAAAAUGCAGUGAUGCAGGAAUCUAGUGGGAAGCAAGGACAACCUGGUCCCUCAGAAACAUCCCUCAGGAAGUCAUCGAUUCAGGCUGACCCCCCUCAGGCUGUGGCUACCCUAGAUCCGACUGAAGAAAAGAUAUUGUUUGGUUCAGAUGACAGUGUGUGGGAUAUGUUUGGAAAGAGUGCCAAUAUGGGCUCAGUUUUGGAUGGUAUGGACUCUUCUGGGGCAUUUCCUUCACUGCAAAGUGGAAGUUGGAGUGCUCUUAUGCAGUCUGCUGUGGCAGAAACCUCUAGUAACGAUAUUGGGAUACAGGAAGAGUGGAGUGGUUUAGGCAUGCAGCAUAACGAACCUCCAAGUGGUAACAUGCCUUCAUCAAUUGUCAACUAUGGCAGCAAACAGGAAUCUGCUUGGGCUGAUAACAAGUUUCCGCCUGCCUCAACACUGAACUCUAAACCUUCUCCCAUGUCUCAGAGAUUUGUUAAAGAGUUAACAGAAGACAGUAGCAAACGGCUAGAUUGCAGUUCUUUACGAAAGCACGUAGCUGAAAGUGCUGAAUUCUUAGGAAAUGCUUCUCACUCUCCCGGUAUGCAAGUUACUGCAAACAGUAUUUCAGGUCACCAACAAGGAUUGGCCAUACAUAGUCCUCAUUGUCAGCCACAGAAUGAACCAAAUGGUUGGAACUCCAUUGAUUCUGCAUCACAUAGUGUUGGUACCACAUCAAAAAGUCAGGAUAUUCAAAGGUCCUUGCAACCUUCUCAGAGUAGUGAUCAGAGAGGUGCUAUGUAUAAGGAGAGAGGUCAUAGUUCUGGUUUUGAUCUUACAAAUAUUAAAUCAGGGAAUGUGAAUUCUGGCUUGGGAAGCCUACAGGUGAAUGGGGAAGCCUCUGAUCUGGAUAAUUUUGCUGAAAUUACAGAUAAAAGAACCACAAGGGUCACCAAGGAAAGCAGCCAACUUCCAAACAGUCGUAAUCUUCAUCUCUGGAAAAGUGUUGAUUCUCAAGUUAACCGUGGACUAAGCAGGGUUCCAGUAGAAUAUCAGCAAAUUCAGGAAAGGAGCCCUGAAAAUUUGGAUUCAUCUGGAAAUCAUUGCUUGGACAAGGGAGCAUCUGGAGUAAAUGUUUCAGGGGAUCUCAAUGUCAAAGAAACUUCUAAUGACAGUUUUUGCUCCAACUUACCACAAUAUACUACCACUGGUGGUAUGAGAGACAAUGUUUGGCUGGAUGUAAAUGAUUUACGAGGAGGAAAACAGAAGUCAUCUGCUCAUAUUAGUCAUAAACCUUCUGUGACCCGUAAGUUUCAGUAUCAUCCUAUGGGGGAUUUAGAUGUUGAGAUCGAACCUUCUUAUGGAACUAAAAGUGUUGCACAUUCACGAGCAACAUCCCAACAUGUUUCUCAAGGAUUGAAGGGUCAUGACAAGGGAUACUCUGGGCAGUCACAAUUAACUGGUCAUGCUGGUGGAGAGGCUACAGAAGUUGAGAAGGGUUGUUUUCCUGGCCUUAAAGUAGACAAGAUACCCUCAAAAAGUUCAAAUCCUGGUUCUGCACCUGACAGAUCUUUUGGUGGUUUUGUGCCAAACAAGACAUCUCCAACAAGUCAAAAUAUACUGGAGCUUUUUCAAAAGGCUGAUCCGCCAAAGGAGCAUGGUACUGCAACACGCUUAAGCUCUUCUGAACACAAUCAAUCAUCUGAAAUGCCUGAUGCAGAAACUUCUAAUGGAUCAGUGGAUCAGUUUCAGCAUAAUAGGCCUAUUGCUUCUCAAGGUUUUGGUUUACAACUAGGGCCCCCAUCCCAAAAGUUUACUAUUCCAGAUCGUGCAAUUUCAUUGCAGAGUUUCCCUCAAGGAGUUAAUUCUCUAAAUUUAGUUCACGGCUCUUCUGAGAUAGGAAGGAAAGGUCAUACAUGGUUGGAUACUAUUGCUUCUGUUCAGUCCUCAACUCAUGGAGCAUCCCAUGGAGAUAGGAGUAAUGUUUCAAGUGUCUCUGGUCAAACCAGCAACAAAGCCUCACAAAAUACUAUGGAGGCCAGUGUUUCUGCAGGUUUUACCUCUUACAAUCCUCAUUCAAAAAGUCAUCUCCAAAGCCAGCACGUCAGUAGUGUUGGCAGUCAAGGAACACCAAAGGAAUAUGUCAAUGCACCUUUUGGUGUUUUGGCAUCUCAGAUGAAGCGGACUGAUGAUUCUUCUGUGAUAGUUCAAGCUAGUCAAGGAAGGAAAUCAGCACCUUGCAUGCCCAAAACUGCUCCCGGUGAGAAUCUUGCUUCUUCAGAGGCUUCUUGGCCUAGUAGUAGCAACAAAAACAAUGCAAGGGAUCCAGGCCAGCAUUUUCCAGUCUUGGAGGCUUCUUUACCUUCUACUACAUCUGAAUCUUCACAAGGUGCUUUUACAAAAAAUAUGCCUAAUUUACAUGCAAGUGUCUCAGCCCCACAACAUCUAUUAGGAGCUCAGAGUGCUCUGGCCUCACAAAAUUUGUUUAAGCCUAAUCAUCAGUCAAAUAUUAAGUCCGAAGCAUCUCAUCCUGGAUCAAAAAAGCUAGAUGAUCAAAUUGCCCAGGUAGUAGGUAGUGGUCGAUCUGAGUUCCCUGCAGACUGUGCUAAACCACAAAGCUUUGUUGGAGAAAAGCAACCUGCAAACGACCAGCAGGUAUUGCGAGAGAACGAUGCCAGCCAAAAUCUUGCAGCCAUGCAAAGAGAUAUUGAAGCUUUUGGCCGUUCUUUAAGACCGAAUAAUGCUGCAAACCAGAAUAAUUUAUUGUUGCAUCAGGUGCAGGCCUUGGAAAACGUAGAGAUUGAUCCGAGUUAUAGGAGUGUCAAAAGAUUUAAAGGUCCAGACUCUGGUUUGGAUGCUCAGCUGGUUGGUUCCCAUGGUCAGGAGGAACGAUCUUAUGGAUCCGGUACUGUGAUGAGAGAUGCUGCAGUUAAUUUUUCAUCAGAUCCUUCUGGAAAUUCUAAGAUGCCAAGCUUUUCAUCGAACACUGGAGAUGACAAUGAAAGACAGUUAUCUUCUAGUGAUAUGCUGGCAUCUUAUCAGAAUGAUUCCCAGGAUUUCCCCAAUGCUAAUAAUCCAGCUGCUGUUCUCAAGGGUGAACACUCUCAGAUCAGUCCCCAGAUGGCUCCGUCUUGGUUUGAUCGGUAUGGGAUGUUCAAAAAUGGGCAAAUGAUGCCUGUAUACGAUGCUCGGAAAAUUGCCAUGAUGAAGGCUACAGAAAAAAUAUUUACUGUUGGUAGACCUCCUGACAGCUUGCAUCCUCUUCAUUCAAGUGAGCAGGUUAAUGCUGCUGCUGCUGCUAGUCAGUUGGAUAAUGCCCAGCAAAGCUCAAACCUGUUGCCCGUAGCAAGUGAUCAUUUCUCCCCCCACUCUCAGUGUCCUGGUGUCACAAAUCAGAGUUUGGUUGUUGUGAGAGCAAAGAAGCGUAAAAGUAUGACAUUUGAGCUUCUAUCAUGGCAUAGAGAAGUGACACAAGGUUCUCAAAAGCCUCAGAACAUCAGUGUGGCAGAAGCAGAAUGGGCGCAUGCAGCGAAUCGCUUGAUCGAGAAGGUUGAAGAUGAACCUGAAACAAUUGAAGAAUGGUCACCAGUGCUUAGAACGAGAAGAAGGCUUAUAUUGACAACACAGCUUAUGCAACAACUACUUCGUGCUCCUCCAAGAGUAGUUUUUUCUACAGAUGCUAGCGAAAACCAAGAGACUGUGGCCUAUUUUGUUGCCAGAUCAGUUUUAGGGGAUGCAUGUUGCACAUCAUAUGUCCCUGAAAGUGAUACAGCUGAUCCUCCUGACGGUGGAUGCAUCCUCUCUGAAAAGCUUAAGGAGGAGAAAAAUGAGUCCAUCUUAAAGGCUGCAGAAGAGAUUAUUGUCAGGACAAAGAAGCUGGAGAAUUAUUUGCAGAGUCUGGACAAGAGAGCCUCAAUCUUGGACUUAAGAAUAGAAUGUCAGGAUCUAGAGAAGGUUUCUGUCAUCAAUCGUUUUGCCAAGUUCCAUAGCCGGGGGCAAGGUGACGGGGCUGAAACCUCGUCAUCUUAUGCAAUUGCUAGUUCUCACAAAUUCUUCCCCCAGAGAUAUGUUACUGCACUACCAAUGCCCAGGAAUCUCCCCGAUAGGGUACAAUGUCAUUCACUUUGAUCAGUAGCUAAUUGAUUUUCCCCUCGUUUUCGGCCAACCGGUUCUUGCCGCACCACCUUCAUCAAACUUAAAUAUUUCACCACACAAAUGGAAACGUAGGAGAAGAAUGUGUGGUUUUAAACCAAGGAAGGCUCAUAGAAUCUCUUCACUGGUGCAUGAUUUUUGAGAAAUUAAUAUAUAAGUUGGUCAGUGAGUGUAGGCCAUUGGUGCCUCUUGAUUUUUGGGUGAAUUGGGGGAGAAUAGAAGAGCUUUGUUUCUGAUAAUUCAACAUAUAGAAAGCUGAAUAUUCAGGUAAUUAAAGUGUAAUUUAUUAAAAGCCUUUUGGCCUUCCCAUAAUAGCUGUCUCAUCUUUUGUUCUCUUUCAGACAGGCAGUGGAAGGGGUUGGGGCUUAGGGAAUUGGUUGGCGAUGUUUACAGUAUAAAAUGUUCCAAAGCCUUCAAUCAGCUAUUAUCCUUUUAUAUCGGGAUUCAAAGGUGAGUGUAAGAUGUUGGUAUAUGUUAUUACCACUAUAUUUUUUGAUAUAUAUAUAUAUAUAUAUUUAAGGUUAUAACGUGAAUAUUUUUUUAAAAAUAGUUUAAAAGUUCGGAUAGCAUAAAUCAAUGAAUUUUAAGGCUCUCUAAUAUCUGGGAAUUCCUUUUU
Molecule: messenger RNA, 6207 nt
Organism: Gossypium raimondii (Peruvian cotton)
Lineage: Eukaryota; Viridiplantae; Streptophyta; Magnoliopsida; Malvales; Malvaceae
Exons: 10
Coding region: 282-5567 (1761 amino acids)
Source: RefSeq, a predicted model, not a curated record